CGGCCAAUGGGUGCGAAGCGGCCACAUCGGGGCGGCCAUGGCGGCGUGGCCGGUGCUGGUGCUGCUGGCGCUGCUGGCCUGGGGCGGGCCGCGCGCCGCCGGGCAGAAGCGGAAGGAGAUGGUAUUAUCAGAAAAAGUGAGCCAGCUAAUGGAGUGGGCCAGUAAAAGAUCCGUUAUUCGAAUGAACGGAGACAAAUUUCGACGUCUUGUAAAGGCACCACCCAGGAAUUACUCGGUGAUUGUGAUGUUCACUGCUCUUCAGCCUCACAGACAGUGUGUUGUGUGCAAGCAAGCUGAUGAGGAAUACCAGAUUCUGGCAAACUCCUGGCGAUAUUCCAGUGCAUUCACCAAUAAGAUAUUUUUUGCCAUGGUAGACUUUGAUGAAGGCUCAGAUGUAUUUCAGAUGCUAAACAUGAAUUCUGCUCCAACCUUCAUUAACUUCCCUGCUAAAGGAAAGCCUAAACGGGGUGACACAUACGAACUUCAAGUGCGUGGCUUUGCAGCUGAGCAGCUUGCCCGCUGGGUGGCUGACAGAACUGAUGUCAAUAUCCGUGUGAUAAGGCCACCAAACUAUGCAGGACCAUUGAUGUUGGGACUGCUGCUGGCUGUCAUAGGGGGCCUUGUGUAUUUGCGUGGAAGCAACCUGGAUUUUCUGUAUAACAAAACUGGCUGGGCAUUUGCUGCUUUGUGUUUUGUGUUAGCAAUGACAUCAGGCCAGAUGUGGAACCACAUUAGAGGUCCACCCUAUGCCCAUAAGAAUCCCCAUACAGGACAAGUGAACUAUAUCCAUGGAAGCAGCCAAGCCCAGUUUGUGGCAGAAACACACAUUGUUCUUCUGUUUAAUGGUGGUGUUACUUUAGGAAUGGUACUUCUGCACGAAGCUGCUACUUCUGACAUGGAUGUGGGGAAAAGAAAAAUUAUGUGUAUUGCUGGCAUUGGCUUGGUGGUGUUGUUCUUCAGCUGGUUGCUGUCUGUCUUCAGAUCUAAAUACCACGGCUACCCAUACAGUUUCCUCAUGAGUUAAAGGAUUCCAGAAUCUGUAACAUCAGAAAGGUGGUGACUCUGAAAUGGUGUGUAAUGGAAUGAAUAAUGGAAUGGAAGAGCUAAAUAUGUAUGGUUCAUGCUACCUCUCUUUACGCUGAAUGAGACAGUUAAACACUGAACCAAAGACAACAUGUAGUGCCUUAAAUGUAACAAGCAAUUUUGUCUGAAGGACACAGAGUAUUAAGAUGCAAUCUCUUUAUCUUAAGCAUUACAUUUGCUUAAACAACUCUACUUCUAGUGAAAUUCAGAACUUCAUGCUUAGAACUACAUCUCCAUAGACUAACUAGAAGCAGUACUGUAAAUACACUUGGAUAAUCUGUUUUCCAUAUGUUUAUUUUCCCCAGAAAUACUUAUCACUUUAUUUCCUGUUUGUGCCUAGCAGGUGACAAUAACUUCUCUGUUAUACCUGUUCAUGGUUGGGGAAACCUCUUCAUAUGCCUGGAAAUCUUUUCCUUCAAUUUGUGUGCAACCCUCGGAGCAUACUCCAAAUUCCAGUGUGGAAUUUCUUCUCAUUUCUGAGAAGAGUAUUUAACUGCUCUGUGAUGGGAGAGGUUGCUUCACAGAUGAAGGGAGAAUUUUCAACAGGUAGAACUGAUUUACUAAUUCAAUUAUUCUUUGCCAAAUGCAUAAUAUUAAAGUGUAAACAUUGUCUCAGAGCUGAAAAAAGCAGCACCCACCAACACACUCUCAAAUAGAAACCAAAACUGCAAUGGUAACUAGCUAUCUGUAGCAUAAAUUAAUGGUUGCUAACUGCUCAGAGCCCUAACAAACCCAACAGGUACCAUAAUUUUGGUCGCUGUGUGUGAACUUUUGCGUUUUCCACUUAUUUCCAAUUUUUGUCCAUGGGGGGAAGAUGGGAGUGGGCAGAGCUACCUAAUUGCAGGAUAAUAUUGUUACCCCAGGAGAGCUUUGUUAGCCUUACAAUUGAAUGCAUGUGCUUUCUGUUCUCUCAUGUCACAAAGAUACUUUGCCUUAAGGAUUCUUGAGUGGAAGAUCUUGUGCCUCAGCCCAAACUGUUGUAUAGUUCUGCACCUGUGCUACAGGAAAUCAUCCUGUAGUACAGCCUGAUGGAGAAAUACUUCCUUCUGUAGGAUGUGGUGGCCUUGAUUACUAGACAGAGGAAAAUACGAGACUUUUGUCUUCUGCUGCCUCUCCCCUAUGUUAAGGGGGUUAUAGAAUUGGGAUGCUUUAGAUUGAAUGACACAGUCCUUUCCCAGAUUCAAAGUAGAAUGUUAUUGUUAUGCAAUUUUACUACAUUUAACACACAUCUCAAGUGCCUUAACUUCACUAAUGUAUUGUUUGGUGUUUCAACUCGUUGAGAUGCAUUUUUCUAUGCCAUACAGAAUGACAAGCCUUAGUGGAAUGGAUAAAUUGUGUGCCUGACUGGAUUUUGGACAAGUUUCAAUAAAAUUUUUUAGUCUAA
Molecule: messenger RNA, 2467 nt
Organism: Colius striatus (speckled mousebird)
Lineage: Eukaryota; Metazoa; Chordata; Aves; Coliiformes; Coliidae
Gene: MAGT1
Product: magnesium transporter 1
Exons: 10
Coding region: 38-1024 (328 amino acids)
Cellular component (GO): oligosaccharyltransferase complex
Source: RefSeq, a predicted model, not a curated record